AUGAAAGGUUAUCUACAACAAAUACAAAAGGAACUCGAUAGAAUAGCGGAAGAAACAAAUUUAAAACUAGAGAGCCAGAAGAAGGAAAUAGAAAUUUUACAUGAACACAUAGUAACUGUGGAAGAUAAAACACGCAAAGAGAUACAAGAGGGAAAAGAGAAUAUUGAAUGGAAACUGGAGAGAGCUUUACAAGAAGGUAAGGUCUACACAAAAAAGGAAAUUAAAUAA
Diabrotica balteata is the source of this 228-nucleotide messenger RNA. The record is from the annotation of a GenBank genome assembly. NCBI's taxonomy places the organism in Eukaryota, Metazoa, Arthropoda, Insecta, Coleoptera, Chrysomelidae.